GCACCCGCGGACGCAGAGGCCCCGCCCGAGCCCUCGGCCCCCGCCGAGGCCGAGGCCGAGGCCGCGGACGGCGCAGGCGAGCCCCAGGAUCCCGCGGGGCCGGCGGAGGCGGAGGCCCCGGAGGGCGCUGCCGAGGGGGUCGCAGACGCAGGUGCUCUGGAGGGCGCCCCGCAGAUCGACGAGGAAGGCGCCGCGCCGCCAGAAGCUCUGGAUGGCACCGCGCCCCCUGCUGCCCAGGAGGGCGGGGCCGGCGAGCCUGGCGAGCUUGGCGAGGCCGGCGAGGCAAGCGAGGAUGCGGUGGGGGGCGCUGAGGGCGCUGAGGAGUUGGCACCAGGUGAUGGGGACGCUCAGGAUGCUUCGCUGAAUCAGGCGAGCGCCAGCGUGGACCCGCAGGACGGGCUCGAGGCCGAGGGAGGCGUCGACAGCGCCAUGCUUCCUCCGGGCGCCGAGGACGAGGAGGGAUCUCGACGACCAUCUCGGCGAGAAGUGGGCGACGAGGAGGGCGACGAGGAUCUCGACGAGGAGCAGCUGGCCGAGCUGGAGGCCCUCGAGGACGAGGAAGAGGAGGAAGAGGUGGAGGAGGAGCCUAAGGUCGAUCCGAUGAUCGAGCUGAGGGAGAAGCUCGACGAGCUCAUCGACCUGAAGGAGCGCGCGAAGCAGCGCCAGAAGGAGCUGCAGGCCCGGGUGCUCCAGAGGAGAACGCAGGAGAAGGCCUACGACGCCGCGGAGAAGCAGUCGGAGGGCAAGGUGACAGACCACAAAUACGAGAACGCACUCCAGAAUGUGCACAAAGUGCGGUUGAAGUUGCGUCUUCAGCAGGUGAAGGCCGCGCGCAUGAGCGACAUGUUGAAGGGCCAGCUGGAGACCAAGCGUCAGAAGGCCAUCGAGUGCCGCGACUCGUUCCAGGAGUUCAAGCGGCAGGUGGCAAAGCACGCGGAAUAUGCGCGCACGGGCAGAAAGAUCCCGGACAAGAUAAUACAGGAAGUCGAAGAGUUCGAGCUUGACAAGGACGACGCAGAAGUGGAGGAGGUGCGCGGCUCCAACAUCUCCCUGAAAAAUAGGCUUGCCAAGCUCGAGCAGCUCCUGCGCAAGAAGGACGACGAGCUAGCAGCAAACUUGCACGUGAUCGAUUUUGAGCAGCUCAAGAUCGAGAACCAGACACUCAACGAGAAAAUCGAGGAUCUGCGCUCGCGUAGAGCCCGAAGGAAGAAGACCAUUGUCACCGUGCAGAUCAUCACCCACAUGCGGGAGAAGGUGCAGUUCGUCCAGCAGGAGUACGAAGUUCUGAAGCGGGAGCUUGCGCAGCUCGACCAGGACGACCUUGCCGCGCAGCGCGAGCUUGUCGCGAAGACCAAGCACGAACGCGAUGAUCACAGGUCGGAGUACGCCAAACUGCGACAGCAGACGGGCAUCACCAACUCGGAGAACUUAGCGAAGGACUACGAGCAGCGUGCGGAGCACAUCAAGACGCUGAAGGAUGACAUCGGCGCGCUGAAGAAGCGCCAUUCGCAGAUGGCGCAGUUCAUCAAAAAGGCAGAGGCCGCGAACACCGCGCUGACUAUGUGA
Molecule: messenger RNA, 1566 nt
Organism: Prorocentrum cordatum
Lineage: Eukaryota; Dinophyceae; Prorocentrales; Prorocentraceae
Source: the annotation of a GenBank genome assembly